Drosophila subobscura is the source of this 742-nucleotide messenger RNA. RefSeq lists its product as uncharacterized. The coding region runs from base 1 to 720 and encodes 239 amino acids. NCBI's taxonomy places the organism in Eukaryota, Metazoa, Arthropoda, Insecta, Diptera, Drosophilidae. The record is from RefSeq and is a predicted model, not a curated record. The transcript has 6 exons.
AUGCUCUCGACUCAAAGGAUCCAUCCGCUCGGGCAGCGCCUCCAGCUCUGCUGUCUGCUGGGGCUGCUGCUGUCAGUCCUUGCUCUCCCCAGCCCCGCUGAGGCGCGGCACACACGGCGUCCCAGGCGCACGACCACGACCACGCCCCGCACACCACGGCCCACGCUGCUGCCGGACCGCCACUGGCCACCGUCGGUGCUGCCAGCGGCCACCACCGAGGCAAUGCCUCGCCUGGUGGACAGCUUCGAUCAGCGUUCCGCCGAUGGACAAUACGAGUUCAGAUACCAGCUGGAUGAUGGCAACACUCGCUACGAGCGCGCCUACUGGCUGCCCGUGGGCAAGGAGCUGGUGCUGGCCCGCAAGGGCUACUACUCCUUCCCGCUGCCGAAUCGGCAGUUCUCCACCGUCUUCUACAGGGCCGACCACCUGGGCUACCAUGUGGACAUGAACACAUUAUCCGGGAAGCAGCCGCCGUUGCCACGCAACCUUGAAGUGCCGCAGGAGCAGGAGCAGGAGCUGGAGCAGGAGCCUGCAGCUGGAGUCAGAGCUGAUGCUGGCAAGGAUGAGGUGCAGGAUCCAAAUGCACUAAACCAAGUCGAAACCGAGACCGAAACCGAGACCGAGACCGAGCCAUCAACUGUGGCCAACGACAUUUUGGCAACAGAAGCAGCAGUCGGCAGCCAUGAUGAUGCUGAGGUUGUUGGAGGCGUCUCCCAGUGAGCAGCAGCAGCAGCAGCAGCAG